CUGCUGAGAAGGAAAAAAGGGGACGCAGCCUUGCACCGACCCAGGUUUCACCCUACCUUGGUAACUCAGUGGUGAGACGCAUCAUGGACCCAGCAGGUCCCCCUCCUUGGAGGUAUGAUCCUUUUGAAGCGGUGGACAGUCGAAUACUGGAUAAUCUAACCCGCUACGUAGCUUUUGAAGCGGAAAAACAGUUGCAGUGUCCAUAUGCAGGAGGAGAAUUUUACCUGACACUAAUGACCCCUAAAGAAAGCUGGCCUAGAAAGGAGUAUGGGUGGUUGCAUGAUCAGCAUAUCGUAAAAGGAUUAAACAUGUUCCGGCAACGGUCUAUGCGGUAUCCAUCUCCUUACAAAGGGGGAAGAGUUGCUUUCCUUGAUCCUAUCUUUUGUCGAGUUUGGUGUGGAGACUAUCGAAACAAAUUUCUACCAAACGAGAAGAGUUGGCUAUUCAGUGAUGGUUAUUUGGACGUUGCCAACGGUCACUACGACCAUUACUUGCCUACACACAAGAAAUGGGGGACAGAUGUUGAUUUCGUGUAUAUCGCCCACAACGUGAACAACGAACAUUGGGUAGCCGUUGAGGUCGACAUUCCCAAAAAAAAGAUCCGAGUGUUUGAUUGCAUUCCAGAUUUAUACAGAAAAGGCGAGGUGGAGGAGUCUGUGAAGCCCUACGCGAGGAUGAUUCCGCUGUUGUUGAAACAUAUGGCACCACCGGAGCUCAAGAAGGGUAUGAAGGAGGGGCAGUUUCAUAUCUACAUGUAUAAAACCGCGGCACUAAACAGACAGACAAGUGCAAUGCAGCUCUGUAGAUUUGGUAUUUUUAUUUGGUAGACUUUUAA
Eutrema salsugineum is the source of this 835-nucleotide messenger RNA. RefSeq lists its product as uncharacterized. Lineage: Eukaryota; Viridiplantae; Streptophyta; Magnoliopsida; Brassicales; Brassicaceae. Gene Ontology annotation, molecular function: cysteine-type peptidase activity. Bases 84 to 827 code for a protein of 247 amino acids. The transcript has 3 exons. The record is from RefSeq and is a predicted model, not a curated record. Gene Ontology annotation, biological process: proteolysis.